AUCCAAGCAACAAGGGAAAUAAAAUAGAAAGUUUCUUAAUUUAAUGAGGCGAGAAACCAUACUUUAGCUUUGACCAGGCAGCUUUCCUCGUAAAACCAAAGGGGCUCUACUCUUCUCUUCAUCCACUCUAUCUCUGGUUCAGCACGAAACGAGGACACCCAUUUGCUCUGCUCUGCGAUCUCAACAACACAGGAAUGUAUAUAUUUCAGUAUAAAGGAAAUUCUCUGUUAGCUAUUGUUUGAUGCAAACUAAACAUUGAUACAAGCUACACAUCAUAUGGCCUUACGGAAAAAUUGCAGCACUAUUCUUUGUGGUGAGGUUAAAGGAAUUAGAGGACUGUGGUGGAAGAGACUGAAAAAGUGUAUCUUCUAGGUGUUAUAGAAUUCAUGGCCUUGCAUGAAUGACUUGCAUUGAGAAAACUAUAUUUCUGAGUAAUGGCAACAUCCAGAUCAUCAGAAGCGAAUUUCAAACAGUCAUGCAAGCCAGCCUCUUUUCAGGCACCGGGAUCAUCCUCCAUCAAGAACAUAUCCGUAGAAGGAAUCACCGAGGCGCUAGAUGCAACUAGCUUGAAGCAAACAGCAAUAGUUGGUACUUCUAGAAUACAAGAAGCAGGUCCUAAGAAACAAAAGUUGAAGGAUGUUGGCAUUUCACGGGUCCCAGAAGCAGCUCAUCAGAAGCCACCAUUGAAGGGUGCGGUGAAUAAUCCAUUAUUUGAAGCAGGCUCAUUACAAUCACCUACUGUCAAAUGUGGAACUAGAGUAGAGUCUGUUACUCAGGGAACUGCCAGAAGUACUAUGAAGCAUUCAUCAAGAGAAACAUCAGAAACAAGGAAUCUCAAUCUUGCAAUUGAUGAAUCUAUGAUUCCACAAAACACAAAAGCAGAUCAUACAAAUCAAUUGCCACGUGCAAAUGGCACCCAGUCACUUGAAGCAAAAAAGCUGAAGCAUUCACCGAGGGGGUGCAUGGAUAUUUCCAAGGUAACUGGAGCAUCAUCUGUGACAGGUACUUCAGCAUCAUCAGCUUGUUGUAACUCACAGAAAGCUGAAGGUGUUUGUCAUUCACCAGAAGGCUUGUCACCGGUUGGUUUUAGUGAACAAAACAAAGGAUCAUCUGAAGGGGAUGAAAAAGGCACAUGGGAUGCUUCCUUGCCUACAAGCAGUAGUUUCAGUCCUCACAAUAGCAGUGACAGCACAGGUGUUAUGACAGCACCAAGUAGUGUUAAAAAUAGCUCAAGUGCAAAAUUAAGUGAUGGUACCAGCAGUGUGGCUAAUUCUAUACCAAAGACUAGUGAAAGUGCCAAAGUUAGUGAAAAGGGAGAUUUUAUUGAAAGUGCAAAGAGUAGUGUUUGCAGAGGUAGCAAUAGCAGUGGAGUCAGUGAUGAAAGCACCUGCAGCAGUUUAAGUAGUAGCGCCAACAAGCCUCACAAGUCCAAUGAUCCAAGAUGGGAAUCCAUACGAGCAGUUAGAAUGCGGGAUGGAAUUUUGGGAUUAAGCCAUUUCAGAUUGCUUAAGAAGCUAGGGUGUGGCGACAUAGGCAGUGUUUAUCUUUCAGAACUGAGUGGUACAAGAUGCUACUUUGCAAUGAAGGUGAUGGACAAAGGCUCUCUGGCAAGUCGAAAAAAGUUGCUGAGAGCUCAAACUGAAAGAGAAAUACUGCAAUCUCUGGAUCAUCCUUUUCUCCCUACAUUAUACACUCACUUUGAGACAGACAGGUUCUCAUGCCUGGUUAUGGAGUAUUGUCCAGGAGGAGAUUUGCACACUCUUCGCCAACGACAACCAGGAAAACACUUCUCUGAGCAAGCAGUACGAUUUUAUGUCGCAGAGGUUCUUCUAGCUUUGGAAUAUCUACAUAUGCUAGGAGUUGUUUACAGAGACCUUAAACCAGAAAAUGUACUUGUAAGGGAGGAUGGGCAUAUCAUGCUCUCAGAUUUUGAUCUAUCUUUAAGGUGUGUUGUUAGCCCUACACUGGUGAAGUCAUCAUCUGUUGAUGUAGAAUUAUCGAAGAAAAUUCCAGCGUAUUGUGUUCAACCUGCUUGCAUUGAACCCUCAUGUGUCCAACCAGUAUGUGUCCAGCCUUCUUGCAUACAGCCAACUUGCUUUGUACCUCGUUUGUUUCCAAGCAAGUCAAAGAAGAUACGAAAACCCAAAAAUGAUGUGGGUAAUCAAGUGACUCCUCUUCCAGAGCUUAUUGCGGAGCCUACGAGCGCUCGAUCUAUGUCAUUUGUAGGAACCCAUGAAUAUUUAGCCCCUGAGAUUAUUAAAGGAGAAGGUCAUGGGAGUGCUGUAGAUUGGUGGACUUUUGGGAUAUUUCUAUAUGAACUAAUGUUUGGAAAGACACCCUUUAAGGGAUCAGGUAAUCGUGCUACACUCUUUAAUGUGGUAGGGCAACCGCUCAGGUUUCCCGAAUCCCCGACAGUAAGUUUUGCAGCCAGGGAUUUGAUCAGGGGUUUACUGGUGAAGGAGCCUCAACAUCGGUUAGCCUUUAAACGUGGAGCCACUGAAAUUAAACAGCAUCCUUUCUUUGAGGGUGUAAAUUGGGCUCUUAUCAGGUGCACUGCUCCCCCUGAAAUUCCAAAGCCUAUUGAGAUUGAUUUGCCUGGAAAGAAAGUGCCAGUAGCUUCCUCCAGUGAAAAGAAAUUUGCUGAGGCUGAUUCAAAAUCUGGCGGUAAUUAUCUGGAUUUUGAUUUCUUUUGAGUAUGAUGUGAUAUCUGCCGCUUAUAUAAUUGAAAAUGUCAAUAACAGUUUCCUUUAUGAGCUGUAUGAACUGUUAGUCUGUUCCUUUAUCUUGAGGGAAAGGACAACAGUUGCUCACAAAGAUGCAAAAGGUAAUUGAUCUGUACUGUCAGAAGCAUUUGCUUCCACUUGAUUCUUUUCUUUCAUAGACUGGAUUUAUUGUGCAAGUCCGAAAUUGUAUUAUAGCUUUUACCAUAAGCUAGAUGAAAAUGUCUUGAAGGGUGACCAUACAUGCUUUUGAGUAAACCAUAAGGAUUGGUCAAGCAAUGAUUUUUAUUGAUCAUAGGUUCUUACUUUUUGCCCCAGGCAGAAGCAAAUGUGAAGACAUAUUUGAUUGAGUUUUAUGCUAUGUAUUAUCACAUGCAGUAAAACUAAUGUUCUGGAAGAGAUUUUUGAAUAGAAUUUAGUCAUUUACCUUUGCAGCUUA
Cryptomeria japonica (Japanese cedar) is the source of this 3159-nucleotide messenger RNA. Its product is annotated as serine/threonine-protein kinase D6PKL2. Gene Ontology annotation, biological process: protein phosphorylation. Lineage: Eukaryota; Viridiplantae; Streptophyta; Pinopsida; Cupressales; Cupressaceae. The coding region runs from base 435 to 2693 and encodes 752 amino acids. The transcript has 3 exons. The record is from RefSeq and is a predicted model, not a curated record. Gene Ontology annotation, molecular function: ATP binding; protein serine/threonine kinase activity. Gene Ontology annotation, cellular component: nucleus; plasma membrane; cytoplasm.